Cladocopium goreaui is the source of this 942-nucleotide messenger RNA. The record is from the annotation of a GenBank genome assembly. Lineage: Eukaryota; Dinophyceae; Suessiales; Symbiodiniaceae.
AUGGCCGUGACUCUGCAGACGCAUCAGUUUGAAGCUAAGCUUAAGAAGGCUAUCCAAGAGGUGAAGCUGUUGCUUGAGGCUCAGAAGACGGCGCGCUUGCCGUCGGCGCAUCAUCACUGCUAUGAGGACAAGUAUCAUUUGGUUGAACGAGUCACCCUCGUGACCUUGGCCUCACAACUGAACUGCCUCAGCACUUUGGGGCUGGGAAGGGAUGUUCUGGCGCAAGCACGCCAGUGGGCGCAAAGUUCCCAAGUUUCCUUUCGCUUCAGGUCGCAGGAGAAAUGCACUUUUCUGCGGGAAGAGACACGAAGAGUCGAAGAUCCGACCAAGGUUGUCAACGAAGUCUCAGUUGGCGGCUUGUCGAUGGGCCUCACCAGCAAGACGGUCACCAAAGUGACAGAGUUUAUUUGGAAGUUUGAAGUCAGUUACGAGCUGGAGCUCAUCCGCGGCGUCGGGGCCGAUGCCUCGGAGAAACGCCUCCUGCAGCGUCGCAACAGCAGCGAAGAGAUUACCACGGGCAGCAAAGUGCUCCCGCACCCUGAGUCCAACAUCGCGAUUCGUAAGGAGGCGAACAUCACGUACCUCCUGCAGCACUUGGCGGAAGAUCUUGCCACCCCGGUGUUUCAGAUCGACCGUUCAUCCAAGCACUGCAAAACGCCGCGACGCAACGCAGAGGUCGAGGAGCUGCUUUCCUACCUGCAGACUUUAGCACCUUGGGUCAGCAAGGUGACACAGUACCUAGCUGAACUGCAGCAGAAAGUCGUCAAAGCAGCGACUGCAAACGUUUUUGGCGGCCAUGUUCUGGUGCCUUCUUUGCCGCUUUUCGUGAAUGGCAGUGCUCAGGCCACAGAACCUGCCGGGAGAAGCGAUGCUUUGGUGUUGCUUUGCGGUGACGUGGGUUCUGACGCUGGUCCCGUGCUUUCUGCGGAAGAUUGCAAUUGA